This is a messenger RNA of Paramisgurnus dabryanus, 3617 nucleotides long. RefSeq names its product ADP-ribosylation factor interacting protein 2b (gene arfip2b). Gene Ontology annotation, molecular function: protein domain specific binding; phospholipid binding. NCBI's taxonomy places the organism in Eukaryota, Metazoa, Chordata, Actinopteri, Cypriniformes, Cobitidae. The record is from RefSeq and is a predicted model, not a curated record. Gene Ontology annotation, biological process: regulation of Arp2/3 complex-mediated actin nucleation; intracellular protein transport. Gene Ontology annotation, cellular component: trans-Golgi network membrane.
UCCGCAAUGCAUUUCGGGCUACCGGAGGCUGAUUCGCCUGAUAAUACAAACAAGCCGCCGGAUACAGUGAAAUCGGCUGAGCAUGCGAAAAGCCGCCCGGUUAUGAAUUAACAUCCAUUCAUCUCCAUGAAUGCAUUCUUUUAUUAUUUUCCCCCGUUCCUAUCCAAGUGUCAGUGUUUGACUGCGCAUGCACGGGAAUAAAACAGGCAGCACGCUUGUCAAACGCUCAUCCUAGAUAGGAAACGCGCAGUGAGGCUCCAGUAUGGCGGACAGUAUGAUGAGCAAAGCAGCCACAAUGGAGAUUCCCAUUAACAGUAAUGGGGACUCUAGGACCAUGGCAGAAGAUGACAGUCUGGAGCAGGCUACAAAGAUUCAUUGGAGCUUAAAAGAGAAGGAUUUACAGCAGGUCAUGGUGUCUGGGCCCAACCUUAAUGAGACCAGCAUUGUAUCAGGGGGUUAUGGUGGCACAACAGAGGGCAUCAUUCCAACCAGCUCCAUCAAAGGCCCUGCCAUCCGUCUUAACACAAACUUUGUGGGCAACAGACGCAUUCCAAACGAAGGACAAGGGUCCAACAUGCACCUUACCAAUAGCAGUUCAUCCAUCACAGCAGAUGAGGCCACGAGAGGCGUUGCUGUGGAAAAGUUUGACAUUGUAAAGAAGUGGGGCCUGAACACUUACAAGUGCACCAAACAGAUGAUCUCUGAGAGGUUUGGUCGCGGCUCGCGUACGGUAGAUCUGGAGCUGGAGGCGCAGAUUGAGGUUCUGCGGGAAACCAAACGAAAGUAUGAGAAUGUGCUACGUUUAGCGCGAGACCUAACCAACCACUUUUACAGCAUGGUGCAGACGCAGCACGCCCUCGGUGACACUUUUGCAGACCUCAGUCAGAAGUCUCCAGAACUUCGGGAUGAGUUUGGCUACAAUGCAGAAACACAGAAGCUGUUGUGCAAGAAUGGAGAGACACUACUGGGCGCCAUCAACUUCUUUGUGUCCAGCAUUAACACACUGGUAAACAAGACAAUGGAAGACACACUAAUGACCAUCAAGUUGUAUGAAAAUGCCAGGCUGGAGUUUGAUGCAUACAGGGCAGAUCUAGAGGAGCUUAACAUGGGCCCACGGGAUGCUGUUACCAUGGCUCGUAUCGAAGCUGCUCAGCAGCAGUAUCAGAUCCACAAGGACAAAUAUGAACGUCUCCGGAGUGAUGUCACAAUCAAGAUCAAGUUCCUGGAUGAAAAUAAGGUCAAAGUGAUGCACAAACAGCUUCUUCUGUUCCAUAACGCCAUCUCUGCCUAUUUUGCUGGAAACCAGCAGCAGCUGGAACAAACCCUCAAGCAGUUCAACAUUAAACUCAAACCACCAGGGGCCGACAAGCCCUCCUGGCUGGAAGAACAGUGAAAGUGACCAGUUUGCCCAGCUUUCCCGUUAUAUGUCUUUAGCCACAGUGUGACGCAGUAGGACGGCGAGAGACCAGCGGUCUGAGGCUACAGCCUCUUACUAACUUUCUUUAGCUCUCUAACCCACACUUCUCUUUGAUUUUACAUUUUCUCCUGUUACUGCUAUGAACUGUUCUCAAGUGUCUGCAUAGUCCCUGGUGUUACUGGUCCUGAAGCUCCAAUCAAAUGGUUAAUAAUUUAUCAGUUUCAUUCCUGUAAACAUCAUUAAAUUAACCGAAACAAUCCUUUGAGUUGUCAUACAAGAACGGCUGUAUUUUUUCCAGACUAUUCUCAGUCAUGCACACUGUCCACAUUCCCAUAUUUUACUUUAUUGUUUUUUGUAUUGUAGAUUUGGUCUUGUAGAUGAUGCAGAAAAUGCAGAGCACUCUUAUCAUGGAGCUUGUGACAUUGGUAUUGCGUCCUUGUACGUUUACCAAGCUAACAAAGUAGUUAAAACUGAUCCAAAUGAUCCAUACAUGAAAUAUUACAUUGAAGAUCUUAAAAUAACACUAACUUUUGAUUAACAAUAAAUUAAAAUUCAUUAGAAUGAAUUGAUGAAAUUUACCAUACACGGAUGCAAUUUCUUUUUUUUUUGCAUGUUUUUACAAAGCCACUCACAUUUUCAAGAGAUAAAGCUAAAAAUCUCUGGUAAAGGCAUUUCAGACAGUGCUUGUUUUCUCUAAAUGAGAAGAGUAAAUUUUUGUUUUAUUUAAAUGAAUAUUUGCUGAUUAUUUUCUGUUUUAUGUACUAAUGCAAGUUUAUGUAUACUUUCUAUUUUUGGUAGUUUUGUUUAACACAGGCCCAACAUUAUCUGCCUCUUUAUUUACCAAAAUGUGCACUAGAGGUUAUUUACUAACUUAUUUCCAAUAAGCAUUGGCUGUGCUCUCCUUUUCCUCAAUUUUCAUUCAUACUAAAGCCGGACAUACUGUAUGCAUCUUUCUGUUUUUGUUUUAAAAAAUUGACAAUUUCCCGCCCAAUCAAAGCUUUAUGCACCUGUUAAUGAAUGUCACUGUAGCAUUUUCCUCUUUCUGUGUUACUAAUGAAUUGUUGUCAAGCGUCAUAAAUUGAAACGGUCUCAAAAAGUUAGUAGAAUCAAAGGGAUUUUGAUGUAAUUAUUUAAAUAUAUGAUCGUUUUAAGUUGUAUUUGUUAAUAAUCAGAAAUAUUUGUAAUUGAAUUGACGACACAAACAAGACUAACUAAGAUUUCAUUGCAUAAUUUUAACAAAAAAAAUUGUCAAAAUGAGUUCGAAAUGUUACAGUGACAGCAUGGUCAAAGUGAACACUGUCAGAUCGAUACUUGUCAAAGUAACUUAUAAUGAUAUUAAUGUUCAGGACUGUUGAACAUUGCACUAAAUAUUUUUAAACUUGAGAUGAAGCAAUACCGAAGAUGUUUCUAGGAAGUGUAUUUUCGUGUUUGCCUGUUUUCCAUGCAUUGGGAUUUAAUUAUUCUCAGUGCUUCAGCUUCAGUAAAAUACAACUUAAGUAGUAGUCCAGAAAAAUAAUGGUUACAUUUUUUUGUAAAUGUUUGUGUAUGCUUAAAAUAACCAUUUUAUUUUAGUCACCUACUGAUUAGUACAUGUAUACUAGCAUGUUUGCCGAAAGCCUUUUUAUCUUUGCCUUCAGUCUUUCUUCCUCAAGGACCAGUUGCUUACUCCAGAAGAGGAGCUUAAUGAAGUUAUGGGACUUCCCUUUGUCAGACAUUUUUUAUACCAAGUAUUUAGUUUGAACUUACAGACUCUCGUGUCAGGCAGCAGAAACGAACACCAGACACUGAUUCUUUUUAUAAAGGGAUGGAUGUUUCUUCCCAAGCAAUAGGAUUUGAAAUGCUCCUCAACCAUGAACAUAGUAAUUUCCCCUUUCUAUUCCUAAAUCAAACAAAUGUAUCCGGGUUUUUGUUGUUUUAUUUUUGGAAAAUGUUACUUUUAUUUGAUUUGUUACUGUUAACAAAAGUGUUUGGUGAUUACUCAGUAGGUCUAGUUUUAGAACACUGCAGAAUCAAAGGGUUAUAAAUAUUACCAUAUUUAUGUACAAUCAAUAUUUUAGGCUGCUCUGUGGUAUUGGUAUGUAUGACUGUACAUAUGUAAAGAUGGAAGACAGAUUUUGAAACUGGACCCAUGAUGUUAGCCUUUAUUCAGUAAAAUACAAGAACCCACAUGAUAAAAUCUGAAAUGUUUGCAAACGAAAAA